UUUCCUGUCGAGAGCUCUCUUUGUCUACUCAAAGACCCAGAGAGGAGGAACUGGUCCACCGUGCAGCUGCUGCGGGUGUUGGUACAUGAGCGGAAGACUUCCUGCUGCAGGUGGAGAAAGGAGGAGGAAAGGAUCGAGUCCCGGAGCUGAGAGCGAUGCUCACCGAGCGGCUCGCGGCGGCGGGGGAGCAGAUCCUCGCGGGGCUGGAGGAAACCUUGUUAGAGUCCGAGGAGCGAGUGGAGCGGACAGAGCGGUCCCAGCGGGAGGUCUGCCGCCAGAGGAGGCUGCUCGAUGCCGCGAUGCAGCCCGUAGUCCGGCUGCACAGAGCAGUGUGUCCUGCAGACGUCCAGCAACUAAUGGUGAAUAAAGACGAGGUUCCCCCUGAGCAGCAGCAGUGGAGCCCCCUUGUGGACCAGGAGGACCCAGAUUCCCCCAACAUUAAAAAGGAGCAGGAGGAACUGUGGACCACUCAGGAUGGACAGCAGCUUCAAGGACUGGAGGAGGCUGAUGUCAAGUUCACAUCGGAUCCCGUCGCUGUGAAGAGUGAAGAAGAUGAAGAGAAACUUAAAUCUUCAAAGCUUCAUCCGAGUGAGACGAAGGAGAACAGAGCGGACUGUGGAGGACCAGAACCAGCCAGGAACUCAGGUCCUGAUGUACUUUUACAACCAGGUCCUGAGGACAAGGCUGAAGACUCUUCUGAGACUGAAGUCAGUGAGGAUGAUUGGAUGGAGCCUCUAAGUGAUAUGGAAUGUAAGACAGAAAAAAAAACGUUUUGUUGCUCUGAGUGUGGUAAAAGAUUUAACCAUAGGUGCAGUCUAAAUCUACAUAUGAGGAUUCAUACAGGAGAGAAACCGUUUAGUUGCUCUGAGUGUGGUAAACGAUUUAACCAAAGGGGUGAUCUAAAUAGACAUGAGAGGAGUCAUACAGGAGAGAAACCGUUUAGUUGCUCUGAGUGUGGUGAAAGAUUUAACCAAAGGAGCAAUUUAAAUAGACAUGAGAGGAGUCAUACAGGAGAGAAACCGUUUAGUUGCUCUGAGUGUAAUAAACGAUUUAGCCAUAGGUGCCAUCUAAAUACACAUAUGAGGAUUCAUACAGGAGAGAAACCGUUUAGUUGUUCUGAGUGUGGUGAAAGAUUUAACCUAAGGGGCAAUCUCAAUAUACAUAUGAGGAGUCAUAGAGGAGAGAAACCGUUUAGUUGCUCUGAGUGUGAUAAACAAUUUGGCCAUAGGUGCCAUCUAAAUAUACAUAUGAGGAUUCAUACAGGAGAGAAACAGUUUAGUUGCUCUGAGUGUGGUAAAAGAUUUAACAGGAGGGGUGAUCUAAAUACACAUAUGAGGACUCAUACAGGAGAGAAACGGUUUAGUUGCUCUGAAUGUGAUAAAAGAUUUAGCCAUAGGGGCCAUCUAAAUACACAUAUGAGGAGUCAUACAGGAGAGAAACCGUUUAGUUGCUCUGAGUGUGGUAAAAGAUUUAGCCUCAUUGGCAAUCUAAAUAUACAUAUGAGGAGUCAUACAGGAGAGAAACAGUUCAGUUGCUCCGAGUGUGGUAAAAGAUUUAGCCAUAGGAGCAAUCUCAAUAGACAUAUGAGGUUUCAUACAGGAGAUAAACCGUUUAGUUGAUCUGAGUGUGGUAAAAGAUUUUAGAUUCAGUCCUUUUGUACGAGACAUGUGAGGAUUCAUAAAGGAGAGAAGUGAUUCAGUUUCAACCUUUGCAUCAAAAGUUGAUUUAUCAGCAGAUAUUCAUAUUAUACAUAUUCUUAGUUCAAUGUUUUAAAUAGACUAUUAACAGUUUCUAUGUCCCUAGAAAAUAGCACUCAUUGAAUAACACUAAAGAUUUUUGUUUAUAUAUCUUAAAUUAGCCUAAAACGCCUGUUUGAGGACACCCAAAUUAUAUCGAAAGCUGUUCUUGAACCAUUUGGAGUACAUGUAUGAUCUUGGUCUCUUUUGAAAGGUAACAUUCUGAACUUUUUCCCCCCAACAGUCAGAAUCACUCUAAGCGCUACUGGCAUUGAGUAAUAGCAGUUGGCACACAGUGAAGUAGAAGGUUUUUAGUUCCGCCCGAAUAUGUUUUAAUAAACAGAUGCCUGCAGAUGACUCUAUCUGGGACUUAUGAGCUGGAAAACACAAUGGGACCCUAUCAUGAAGCCUUGACUAGCCCAAGUUCAAAUUUGAUAACAAUGCCACAGAAAAUGAAUAUUUGACAGAUUUUAUCCUAAGCGCAUGUCUAUGCAUUUUCCAAAAAGGCCAUUGGGAGACUCCAAAGGACCCUUUGUAACCAUUGUAACCAACCAGGUUAAAAAAGCUAAAUUUACACUCAAAAUCAUACGUUUAUAUAAAGGAGACAAAACCGGUCAUAUGGUUUAAAAUGUAUACAAAUAAACUUCUUUCAUAUUAUUUAGCAACAUGUAGCAGUCACGAUGGGGAUGAAACAGUGACGCAUGAUGCUCUUGGACCAGCUGGACACUGUUGGGAAAUUUCAUUGGCUAAACGAUACGCCAGUCAUCAGAACAAUAGGUUGGAAUUGGCUCAGCCUUUACACGUCAGAAGAGGGGCAUGCUCUUUCCAACAACAACUAGGUGCCUCGUUGGCUUUUGCAGGCUGCGAACAGCCCAUGCCAGCUCCGAUUGGGUCAAGUUUAGAUUGACAGCUCACUUGAACCAAUAGGACAUGGCUUUCCACCAUUUUGAGAUCUUUGUUUACAUGCACACAGAGUUACAAGUGAGAGUAUGUCCCAGUUUACACGGAGGAGGUGGCUGAGCUGACAUUAUAAAACAGCUGACAGUGGCUAUUCUUUGAUGUAAUAGUGUGUUUUGGACUGACAUUGUUACUGGAUUGGAUCGUCUGGACCUUUGGCGAUGUACUAACACCGUUUUUGUUGGAAUGUCAUCGAUCUGUGGAUUAAUAUGAUCGGAUCUUUAAAUGGUUUAAAUCAGUGAAAUCUGAAGAAUCUUUGCUUUCAAACGAUAUGUUACAUUAGUACCUAGCUGUACAACGCAGUUCUGUAAAUAAGAAUGUUUGGCGCUGAUCGGUAAAACAGCGCACCUGGACGAUGAUUAAAUAUGUUUUUUUAAAUAA
This is a messenger RNA of Pleuronectes platessa (European plaice), 3074 nucleotides long. RefSeq names its product zinc finger protein OZF. The coding region runs from base 156 to 1619 and encodes 487 amino acids. The transcript has 2 exons. Gene Ontology annotation, molecular function: DNA-binding transcription factor activity, RNA polymerase II-specific; RNA polymerase II cis-regulatory region sequence-specific DNA binding. The record is from RefSeq and is a predicted model, not a curated record. NCBI's taxonomy places the organism in Eukaryota, Metazoa, Chordata, Actinopteri, Pleuronectiformes, Pleuronectidae. Gene Ontology annotation, biological process: regulation of transcription by RNA polymerase II.